Bactrocera oleae (olive fruit fly) is the source of this 2644-nucleotide messenger RNA. It is a transcript of the gene Ent1, whose product is annotated as Equilibrative nucleoside transporter 1. Gene Ontology annotation, cellular component: plasma membrane. Gene Ontology annotation, biological process: nucleoside transmembrane transport. Gene Ontology annotation, molecular function: nucleoside transmembrane transporter activity. Lineage: Eukaryota; Metazoa; Arthropoda; Insecta; Diptera; Tephritidae. The record is from RefSeq and is a predicted model, not a curated record.
GAGAACGUAUAUUCUUCUCUGCGCGAAACCUAACAUUCCGAUAACUACGCCCACAUAGUCGAUAACUUUCUACCCAAACGCUUAUCGAAUAUCUCAGUAAUAAUAACACCCAUUCUAUUACUUGUAAUUAGAUCGUUUGUUUAUGUUCACAUAAUCGCGACUGCCAUUGAUUACUUGAUAAAUAGAAGUGACAAAAAAUAUUAUACCAAGUCGUAAAAAAGACAAAUGUUAUUGUUAACUACAAGCAAAUUGUAAAUGUUGCUACUGCCUAUCGCUUGCAGUAAGGGUUGAGUUAGCCAACAGGGCGAAUCAAUGUAACAAACACCGUACGAGUCCUAAACAAUAAUUACUUUGAUAAGUGAGACAAAGAACAACGAAACUAACCACAAGUAUCAUGGCAUUCAGAAAAAGGAGUAGAGCAACGGAUCGACAAGUACUUGUCGAAAACGAGCAGGUACCAUAUCGGGGUAGUGCAAUUGACGUCAACUUUGGUAGCUCAGCAAAUCCAGACAGAUUUAGCGCGAUUGCUGAAUCAAGCGAUGAGGAUGAAAUAAAGUGUAUGCCAGCAAUUUUGCCAACAAUGAAUAACGAAUUGGAUUCAGAACAAAUACGUAGUCACGGACAGAUAUUGAUGACUGAUGCGCCACCUGAUCGCUAUAACUAUACUUAUACCGUUUUCUAUCUGCUGGGCAUUGCCACUAUGACACCAUGGAACUUUUUCGUAACAGCAGAAGAUUAUUGGAUGUUUAAAUUCAGAAACACGACUAUCAACGAAACCUCCGAUGUUAUACCAGAACUGACACCAAUGCAAAAAAGCUUUACCUGUGAUCUAACGCUCGCUGCAUCUAUUUCGGGCACUAUUUUUCUCAUACUUAACGCCAUUUACGGGCAUCUCGUUUCACUGAAAGUGAAAAUGUUAGCAACACUUUUCACUAUUUUAGGCAUUUUCAUAAUAACCACCAGCUUUGUUGAAAUCAACACCGACCACUGGCAGGAACAGUUUUUCUUAAUCACAUUGUUUACGGUUGUAAUCAUUAACAUAUGUUCGGCCAUAAUGUCUGGCGGUAUAUUCGGUGUAGCCGGUCUCUUCCCAUCACAUUAUAUGACUGCUUUGGUCAGUGGUCAAGCCUUGGGCGGUAUAUUGUCGGCGCUCGCUUUCAUUUUAGUGCUAGCGUUUGGCUCUGCUCCAGAUGUUACUGCUCUGAUAUAUUUCAUCAUUGGUAGUGCUUUGGUUUUUCUAUCUAUAAUCUGCUAUAUAAUUAUGUCACAUCAGCCAUUUUUUAAAUAUUCUGUGGAGGGAAAUGAUAAGUACAAAAUUUUGGCCGACACACCCUCACAUAGUCGUAGUGUUGACACUGGCGUAGAUUUAGACCCCAAUGUAAGGGAUGUGUUUGGAAAAAUUUACGUUGAAGCUGUCAACAUAUGUCUACUCUUUGCGACCACGAUUUCGGUAUAUCCAUCGGUCACAGAGCUAAUGCAAUCUGAAAAUUACGGUAAAGGACACGCAUGGAAUGAUAUUUACUACAUGCCAGUGGUAAAUUAUCUCUUCUUCAAUUCCGGUGACUACUUUGGCCGUAUACUGGCCGGUUUGUGGGAGCGACCGCGCGAUAAUCCACACACGGUGCUUUUAAUGACUGUGAUACGUCUGCUGUACGUGCCGUUCUUUCUCUGUGCGAAUAGUAAUGUGCACAAUUUCCUACCCGUGCUGGUGCAUACCGAUAUAACAUUUAUCAUAUUGAUGAUUAGCUUUGGUAUAACUAACGGUUAUUUGGCAAAUAUCAGCUUAAUAAUGGCGCCGAGAUCUGUCAUGCGGCACGAAAAAGAAAUGGCUUCAUCCAUUAUGGCAGCAAGCCUUAGUUCAGGACUGGCAAUUGGCUCAUUACUAAGCAUGGCUUUUGUACAAAUGCUGUAAUAUCGGGUGUGGAACGCAAAACUUAGUGCCUUGUACAUAGAAAUAUUAUAUUGUAAUGAAAACAUAUUGAGAAAUAGGCGAUUUAGAAUUUAAUAAUGAGAUUAGCUCAGCCGAAAGCGUGCCAAAAUCAAAAUUUUGAUUAAAUUACUUCUUAGAUUUUUUCUCUAAUUUAUUGUUAUUUAAAUUUUUGUUUAAUUUAUUUUUUUAUUUAAUAUUUUGUUUAUUUAUUUUUUUAUUUAAUAUUUUGUUUAAUUUAUUUUUUUUAAUUAUUAUUUUUUAUUAAUUAUUUUAUUUGUAGUUUUUUAAUUUUUUAUGUGUAGUUUUUUAAUAUUUACUUUUUUUAUCUUUUUGUAAUUUUUUUAUGUUUAUUUUAUUUUUUUUUUUUUGGAUUUUUGUUUGAUUUUUAAUUUUAAUUUUUUUUCUUGUAAGUUUUUUCCAAAAGACAAUGUAUCACGCCAAUUAUGUUAUAAUUCACUAUGUUUAUCUACGUUUUAUUUUUAAAUAAUCGGACAAGUAAAACUAUAUUGAAUCAAGGUCAAUGCAUAAUAAGUGAAAAGUAUUGUUGUCAAAUUCAUGUUCUAAGAAAAGAUCAAAUGAGAAGUAAGCAAAAAUCAGAAAUAUCGUUAUAAGUCUUCUUUAAAUUUAUAACAAUUUAUGUAGAACAAUUUUAAACUAAAUAUUUUUUAAACACAUUAAUAAAAUAACGUCUUUUGACCAAAUGCUUUUAACCAA